ACGGACCAGUCUGCUCAAGCUUGCUUCUAUUUCUGUAUAAUUUCCCAAUCAUAAAGAGAUAUCACAGAUGCCACUGGAUGAUGGCUCGCAGUACCAGCCACAGCAAGAAGUACCUGCAUAGACUCAAGGAUAUUCUAGUCGGGCCACUCAUGCUGCGUCCCCCUCCUGCCCCUCCUCGGAUUCGGCGGGAAUAACCUGCUCUGGAGAAAUUCCCAUGCUAGCCAACCAGUACUAUCAUUGCCUGUAACUCUUGCAUAUCGAUACCUGCAGACCCCACUGAGCUUCGAGGCAAAUGAUUCCCAACGACACGGUGGAGCUAGUUGAGCUGGACAGCGAAGUGCAGUUGUAGGGCACCAACCUUCAGGCCAACAGCUUGACACAUCUUAACUACGAAUUUUCUGUACCUCCUUACUCCUAUCUUUUACGUCGACCUUGCCAGUAACAAUUUCAAACCGAAUUAUCUUCUUCUUCGACUGAUUACAGUGUCUGUUAAGACGAGAUGGGUGACGGAAAUACCUUUGACAACAAAGAUAACACGGUUCACAACCAGGCCGGUAGUCAAAUUGUUUAUGGCAGUAUAUAUAACAAUACUUUCUAUACCUAUGAUCAAGAUGGCACGCGGCAUAUUGCUGAGGAUAAGUCUCAUCUUGAUCACAGGCUCCUAGAAGCAGCCGCCAAAGGGGAGACUGCGAAAGUGGAGCAUCUACUGGACAACGGCGCAAACGUUUCGGCCGCGGAUUCGCAGGGCCACACAGUGCUUCAUGUCGCUGCAUCUGGAGGACACGCUGAUAUUAUCAGCAUCCUCUUGCGGCGAGGGGCCGACAAAAAUGCGAGAAACCGUUCUAAUCACCGUCCUUCGGAGCUCGCCAGAUUGCUUGGUCAUAUUCCCCUUGCGAACAAGUUGGAGCUGAAUUUGCUUUAGAGAAGCGGUUUAACAGCUAUUUCUAUUUUCACGAAUCAUAAAGGAUAUUCGCUCUUAGCAAUUUUCGAUCUUUCCCUAAAGGCACACAAGUCUACUAUCGAUGCAGAUAGAAUUCUUGAUGAAUGGAAUGCAAGCAUCUUCUAAUUUACCGUCUCAUCCCAUACGAACAAGAUACAUAACUCAGCGACAAAUGUUGCGAUCUCGUAUCAUAUUGCGGUAGAGCACCAAGAGCCCGUGUUUAAGUAC
Molecule: messenger RNA, 1168 nt
Organism: Aspergillus eucalypticola CBS 122712
Lineage: Eukaryota; Fungi; Ascomycota; Eurotiomycetes; Eurotiales; Aspergillaceae
Product: ankyrin repeat domain-containing protein
Exons: 3
Coding region: 500-922 (140 amino acids)
Molecular function (GO): protein binding
Source: RefSeq, a predicted model, not a curated record